GAGAGCAGCCUGGUGGAAGGAGAUGUCUGCGGAGGGAAGGGAUGCGUCACUGGAUUAGUGCCUGAGAAUCUUGUCCCAGCCUCUUCCUCCUGAGCUGCUGAGACGCCUCCAGAAAGGGCACGACACUCGCUGCUCGCUUUCCCUCCACUAAGCCUUCCACAUGAGCCAGCCAAGCCUUACCUCCCCUCCAGGAUGAAGAAAGAAAAGAAAACGCAUGCUUUGCUGUUUCUCCUCCUGCUUCAAUUCACCUUGGCAAGGCAAUCAGACUAUGCUCCAUAUUUUUAUGAUAAUGGACCAAGCAGUACAAAUGGGAAUAUGGCCCUGUUCAGCAUCUCUGAGGACACACCAGUUGGUACACAGAUAUACAUCCUGAAUGGCACAGAUCCAGAGGGGGACCCGGUACGAUAUGGUCUGACUUUUGAAAAGGGCUCCAAAGAAUAUUUUAGGGUGGAACCCAAAUCUGGAAACGUGACUCUAAUUCAGGAGCUCGACAGAGAGAAACAAGGUGAAAUCUCAGUUCUGGUGAGCAUCACAGAUGGAAGAAAUAAAGUUGUUGAAACAGUGAGAGUGUUUGUCACGGACGCCAACGAUGAACCACCGGAAUUUCAAAACCUGCCUUUCAUCAUUGAUAUCCCAGAGGACACUACUCCGGGAAGUAGCAUCUACAGAGUCCAAGCCGUGGAUAAGGAUAUGGGCUCAGGAGGCAGCGUCUCAUAUUAUCUACAGACCUCCCCAUUCGCCAAGUUCACCAUCGAUGGGCACAGCGGGAUCCUUAGAGUCAAACCAGGCGAGACUCUGGACUACGAGACCACCCCGACACAUUUUGUGACGGUGGUCGCAAAGGAUGGAGGAGGAAAGUACAAGGGGAAACAUCAGGUGUUGACCUCCACAGCCACUAUAACAGUGAAUGUAAUCGAUGCCCAAGACAUGCCUCCAUCCUUCGUGGGAACCCCUUACUUUGGCUACGUCUACGAAGUCUCAGUUCCUGGUUCUGAAAUAUUCACUGUCUAUGCUAAAGACGGAGAUCAAGGCAAUCCUAACCCCAUACAUUAUUCCAUUAUGAAUGGUAGUGAUGGUGUCUUUAAUAUAAAUAGCACCAGUGGAUGCAUCACCCUGACAACGUAUCCAUCUCUGCUGAGAAACGAAUUAUAUGAAAUUAUAGUCAAGGCAUCUGAGGUCGGACCAAACGAACAGCCGUCUGAUGACUACGACAUCACCACGGUGACAGUCCGGGUGGUGGAUCUCAACAACCACCCUCCGACCUUUUACGGAGAAAAUGGACAACAGAGCAAGUUCGAGGUCACCAUGUACGAGCAUCCACCUGCAGGAGAGAUCCUCCGGGGCUUUAAGAUCACCGUCAAUGACUCCGAUCAGGGAGCAAACGCUAAAUUUAAACUGAGGCUUGUGGGGCCGAGCCGCGUGCUGCGAGUGGUUCCCCAGACGGUCCUCAAUGAAGCACAGGUGACCAUCAUUGUGGAAGACACAUCUGGCAUCGACUAUGAAAAGGGACCAACCCUUUCUUUUAAGCUGCUGGCAGUGGAGAUCGACACUCCUGAGCGCUUCAGUGCGACAGCUGACAUAGUCAUCAACCUGCUGGACACAAACGACAACAUCCCCAAAUUCACAUCCGAGUAUUACAUCGCCAGGGUCCCUGAGAACUCUCCUGGAGGCUCCAGCGUUGCGACUGUAACGGCAAAUGAUCCAGAUUCGGGGCCUUGGGGUGAAGUCAAAUACACGAUUUAUGGAUCAGGAUCAGAUUUGUUUGCCAUCCACCCGUCAUCAGGCGUCAUCUCCACGCAGCCCUGGACCAGCCUGGACGCAGAGGUCAGGUCUAAAUACAACUUCUACGUCAAGGCUGAGGAUUCGGAGGGGAAGUACAGCUUGGCCGAAGUCUUCAUCACCGUCCUCGACAUGAAUGACCACUCUCCAGAAUUUGAUGACAAACUCCUGGAGAAGACCAUGAUCAUUGGCAUACCUGUCAGAGUAGAGGCAGUAGAUGACGACGCAGAGUCUCCAAACAACGUCAUUCAGUACUCCAUCAUGACAGCCGAUCCUGACAAUGCAUUUGAUAUCAACGCUGACACCGGUGAGAUCAAGCUGAAGCCGUACAUCAAGUCCAUGGAGAUUGUGCAGAACAUCACCAAGCAGAAGGACUGCAAGUGGUCUCUGGUGGUCCAGGCCAGGGACAGGGGCUCUCCGUCUUUCAGCACGACAGCCGUGGUCAACAUCGACAUCACCGAGGCGACUCCUCUCAAGGGGCCUAUGGCAGCCUUUUUAAUGAAAAGUAGAGACAACCCAAUGAAAGCUCUAGGCAUGGUCACUGUUAUCAUUAGUAUGUUGGUAGGGGUGACUGUUUUGAUCUCUACGGCUAUGUACAUGCGCAACUCAAAGUCCAACAGGAUCAUGCCGGCACGUCGCAUCAUCAGGAGGCGACCCAGGGACCAGCAGCCCUGGACCUUCAAGAUGCCCGGUAUCACAUUCAACCACCCUGCAGACAAGUUCGCCAUCGGUGACCCAGAGAGAAGCCCCCACCGGAACACCGGCAACCCCCGGCCGAAGCCUCCACCCCCCAGUGCACCUUCUCUUCCCCCUCCACCUCCAUCUAACACACGGCCCAGUGAGAGGCCCCGGGCGGUCCCAACAAUAUCUGGCGCGCUGGCCUCCAAAGGUUCAAAGAAAGCUAAAUCUAGUCGCCGCAAAGAGGGAAAUAUAAGCUCUGCUUUAGUGUCGGAGCUUAAGAUGAAGCUGGAGCAGAAAAUCAUCGAGAGCAACCAAGGUUAUUAUUAACACAAACGUCUUGUUUAAGGUUGUCCAGUCCAUUCUUCGACGACUCUACUGCUCUUAGCUCAUCUAUUGUCGCAGAGUUCUCAUCUGAACCUCGUGAUGAUCUGGUAAGGUGGGCCUAUCUUUAGGUAUAACAAUGGGUAAACGGUAUAAGGGUACAACAGGAAGGCUUACAGGUGUUUAUGUCUUAACGUGAGAUGUUAAGUGGGAUUCACUGCUGACCUGGUUUAGGGAAAGAGAGGCGAGAGCUGGAGUCUGUCGGUGGUGCAGCAGGUAAUUCACCACACUGCCAUCUUGAGGAUUACAUCAUCUGAACACUAAGAAGCAACCACUGUAAAUUGCCCAUAGAAAGAGAGAGAGAGAGAGAGAGAGAGAGAGAGAGAGAGAGAGAGAGAGAGAGAGAGAGAGAGAGAGGAUUACAAAGAUUUACUGUGUAUACAUAAGUUGCAUAACUUCCUAAAAAACAUAAUAUUCCAAAACUCUGUGGUGUUUUCAACACUGAAUUAGGAUUUCACUCAAUAAAUCCUAAAAAAAAAACCCAAACAUGUGCAGCUGAAUGACACAGUCAGGAAGAACACCACUGCUUAUUAUAAAGUGCUAAAGGACCUGUGUGUUAAUAUUUUUACUGUGUUCAGCCGCUUGAAAGCUGAGAAGUUGCUCUUUUGUAUGAUUACAAUGUGCCACUGUAGGUUUUCACAGUAACACAAGCUGAGUUGCUUUUAUUUAUUUGACUGUGAUUCUAGAAAAAUGCUUUUAUAUAAAUUGACAUGGGUCCAAUUUAAAUGUACAGCGCUGUAUUAUUUUCUUUAUUUUGAAUACACAUACUGUAUAUGACAAGAUAUGUACAUUUCCCAGUUGUAUCUUGCAGCAGUAAAUAACAGAAAAUACAAACGAAACCAUCUAACUCCAUUCAUGGGAUAUUGUUGGUAAAAAUGAGUCGUCUGCUUGAGAUUUUCAAGCUCAGAUUGCAUGUAUAUAACUUGCUUGGACAUUUCCUUUAUAGAUAUACAUGUUUAUAUGUAGAAUCUGUGUCGAACAUUUAGGGUCCACAUGCAGUUACUUUCCAUGUUACGCUCCAAUGCCUUCAAAUGUAGGCACAUACAGUUUAAUCUCUGUAAUAAAUAUCUUGUAUCUGACUAUAUCUUAACUUAUAACUAUCUUAAAUAAGUUGAGAUAAACUAUAUAUCCUAACUGUAAAUUACAAUUGCCUGGUCCUAUAACUUAUUUGUACCGUCUUUGUACUGUCUUGAUUUUGAAUAAAUAUUUGAA
Messenger RNA from Seriola aureovittata, 4053 nucleotides. Its product is annotated as cadherin-related family member 1. Gene Ontology annotation, molecular function: cadherin binding; calcium ion binding. Bases 193 to 2787 code for a protein of 864 amino acids. The transcript has 18 exons. The record is from RefSeq and is a predicted model, not a curated record. Gene Ontology annotation, biological process: homophilic cell-cell adhesion. NCBI's taxonomy places the organism in Eukaryota, Metazoa, Chordata, Actinopteri, Carangiformes, Carangidae. Gene Ontology annotation, cellular component: plasma membrane; catenin complex.